GUAUUACCAGCGAAGGACAUAUAUCGAGUAGAGAAAUAGGACUAGUUAUUUAAUAAUUUGAUCCAGCUACAAUUAAAUCAGAACAAAAAAGCUUACAAUAUGGAAGAGGAAAUAGAUAAAGUGUUUUUUGCGCUUGAAAAUUUUGACAAGGAGACUGUUUUAGAACUACUGAAUGGUGAUAUUGAUCCAAAUUAUUAUGUAUCAGACGGAACCGCUACUGGCAUAACGUGCUAUUUAUAUAAAGCUGUCAGAAGAAAUGAGGUGGAGAUAGUUGAAAAACUGUUAAAGAAAGGGGCUGAUCCAAACUUUGAAGACGAGGAAGGGGAAACGCCAUUAUUUGCAGCUUUAGAAAAUGAUAUGGAUUCAAGUAUACAGAAGGUACUGUACGCAUACGGAGCUAACAAAAAUCAUAAAAACAAGGCAGGAAACACACCGCUUAUGUACCUAGCUUUACGUGGUUCGGACCAUGGGUUUAAAUGUACCGAUGAAACAUUGUUUAAUCUAUUAUCAGGAUGUGCAGGCUUUUCCGAAAUGAAUUCAAGAGAGCAAUCUUUGAGUCAUUUGAUACCUUAUGUACACACAUGUGAACGAAUACUACAAGACGAGGAACAUAUCUGUAGAAAAUAUUUAAGGAUUCUUUUAUCUAAUGGUGUUUCAGUUAACAUGACAGACGGAUCUUCCCUAACACCUAUACAUUGCGCGUGUAAAACAUGUUGCAUGGACGCUGUAGACUUUCUUUUCGGAAGUGGGGCUGAUCUUAAACUGAGAACUAAUACCGGGCAAUCGGUUGUACAUUUGUUGGGGUGUAAUCCUAAUCGACCCGAUUUCCAGAAAAUACUUGAAUUUCUUUUGAGCAAAGGAUGUUCAAUUUCUGACACCGACAGCAGAGGAAGAAAUAUUCUACAUUAUAUCACUGAAUCGAACAAGGCGAAUAAAAAAGCUAUUGAAUGUGCCAUUGACCACGGAUUAGAACCAAACCAAAAAGAUAUCUUUGGUCUAUCACCAUUACAUCUUUGUAUGAUUCCUUCUCUUUUCACAUCAUGUGACCAUAUUGAAGAUGAUGAAGAAAUGAAAUUUGAUGUAUCAGACAUUGUUAAAACACUGGUCGAUAAAGGUGCUGACAUAAAUGCCACAGACAAAAAUGGACUAACACCACUUCAUUACAUCCUAAGAUAUGAAGAGAAAGCCACAACAGUAAGAACACUUCUGUCAUGUGGUGCUGAUGUCACACUGCGCACAAAAACCGGAGAAACCGCUCUACAUAGAGCUACUCUAUAUCCAAAUCUGCUGCAAGUAUUGUUAGAACAUAUAAACAGUAAUGGUUUAAAACUCGACCUAAACCUGAAAGAUGGAUUUGGUUCCACCGCGCUGCACUGGGCAAUUUAUUACUUUGAGUACGAUUGCAUUAAAAUGCUGAUCAGAGACGGUGCUGAUAUUAAUAGUAUAGACGACGAAGGUCGUACGCCGACACAGUUUGCUAUAUAUUUGAAAAGAACAGAGGUUUUUAAAUCUCUUGGUAUUUUACAUUGUAAGGAGACAGACCCUCUGCCAUAUAUAUUACCAGAAAGUGUGAAGACUGUCUCCCAACAGUUAGAUAAAACAAGUGAUGAUUUGGGUAAAGAAUAUGUAAUUUAUAGAAGGGUUUUGCAGGAUGAUCAGUUAGAAGACAAAUUAAAGAAAGAAGAAGUUGGAGCACAUCUUUGUGAUUCUACAAAAUCAGUUACUGAUGAAAAUUGUAUGACAGCUGACGGAUCCCUAUCAACUGUUUCAACGUCAAAUGAUUAUUCAGCUAUGUCAGAAGAAUCAGAAAAUAAAUUUGGGUACUUUGCUACAAGUAAAUCUUUAGGCAGUCAGACCGAUGAAUCCGAAAGUUGUGUCGGAAUUGACCACAUGUGGUGCGAUUGUCCUAUUCUUAAAACACUUUGGUGUGAAGAGAGGCGCAUACAUAUGGAUGACUGGAAAGAACACAUAGAGAAACAUAGACGAUCUCUCGCUUCUUAUAUUAAGCUUAUCUGUGACUCAAAUGAAAUGGGGUUAUAUCAUGAAACAAAGGAAAACACUUUGAUUGAACAGCAUGUCCACCGUGUGAUGGAUUUCUUAGCUAAUGAGGUCAAAACAAGAAAUCCUGCUCUUCAAUUUAAAUUGAAAUUAGCAGGAAGUUGGAGUGAAGGAACCAAAGUAGUCUAUCCCGAGGAGUUUGAUUAUAAACUAAUUUUGGAGAACUUUGGGCAAAUAUUUGAGCCCUUAGAGACAGAAGAACCAGGACUUCAAGGCUUUGUGCAGUUUGUUUUAAAGAAGGAAGUUUGUGCCAAAGAAUUUUCACCUUAUUUGAAUGCAAAUGGAUUUCUGGAUGGUAGAAAAGUAGUACGUGCUCUCUAUGUAGCUUUAAAUUCCAUUUUGGUUGACCUACCAGCCGACAUCCUUGAGCAUUUUUAUCCAAUAAAGUAUCUGGAUACCGAAAAGGGAUCUGUUGACCAUAUUUCAUUCCGGUGGGUUGGCUGGUCAUAUAAAAACAUGUUAAUAGACAUUGACAUUGUUCCCUCCAUUGUUCCUUCCGGUUGGAUUCCGAAGUGUUUCAUACACACUCGAAAAUUGCUUCAAAAAGGCGCUGAAAUGCCCUUCCCAGUUGUGAUUAAAACACCCAAUUCAAGAUACACAAAGAAUUGGAAUACAUACUUUCGGAUAUCAAUGGCAGACAGGGAAGUAGCGAUAUUUAAAUCUUUACCUACAGAAGUUUUGAAGGGUUACAUACUUGUUAAAUCUCUUCUUCGAACUCUAUAUUUUCCACAGGUCUAUAUUGCUGAAGAUGAUUACUACCAACAAAGGUGCUUGACCUCAUAUCUAUUAAAGACAUCCUUCUUGCACGAAUUAGAGAAAAGAAAUUCGGAAACGGAUUAUAUCGAUAAAAACGAUUCAAAAACAGCAAUUGCAAUCAAAAUGGCUCUGUCUAUAGUACGUCGUCUAGAAGAAGCUAUAACGGAAAAAUAUCUGGAGCCAUACUUUUUGUCCGGAGUUAAUACACUGGUGAAUGAAAGUUUGUUAAGAUUUAAUCACGAAUACUUUUAUGAAUGUGAAGUAAAAUGUCUCACAGCGUUGCUCAAUCUCGGCUACACGGACAUUUCAAACGAAGAAAAACAUACCAAUACGUCUGAGUACAAGCAGAAUGUUUUAGAACUACUGGAUGGAGAUAUUGACCCAAAUUAUUAUGUAUCAGACGGAACUGCUACUGGCAUAACGUGCUAUUUAUAUAAAGCUGUCACAAGGAAUGAGGUGGAGAUAGUUGAAAAACUGUUAACGAAAGGGGCUGAUCCAAACUUUGAAGACGAAGAAGGGGAAACGCCAUUAUUUGCAGCUUUAGAAAAUGAUAUGGAUUCAAUUAACAUGACAGACGGAUCUUCCCUAACACCUAUACAUUACGCUUGUAAAACAUGUUGCAUGGACGCUGUAGUUAUUCUUUUCGAAAGUGGAGCUGACCUUAAACUGCGAACAAUUUCCGGACAAUCGGUUGUACAUCUAUUGGGAUGUAAUCCUGACCGGCCCGAUUUUCAGAGAAUACUUGAAUUUCUUUUGAGCAAAGGAUGUUCAGUUUCUGACACUGACAGUAGAGGAAGAAAUAUUUUAUAUUAUAUCACUGAAUCGAACAAGGCGAAUAGAAAAGCUAUUGAAUGUGUCAUUGCCCAUGGAUUAGAACCAAACCAAAACGAUAAUUUUGGUCUAUCGCCAUUACAUCUUUCUAUGAUUCCUUCUCUUUUCACAUCACGCGACCAUAUUGAAAAUGAUGAAGAAAUGAAAUUUGAUGUAUCAGAGAUUGUUAAAGCACUGGUAGAUAAAGGUGCUGACGUAAAUGCCUCAGACAAAAAUGGACUAACACCACUUCAUUACAUCCUAAGAUAUGAAGAAAAAGUCACAACAGUAAGAACACUUCUGUCCUGUGGUGCUGAUGUCACACUGCGCACAAAAACUGGAGAAACCGCUCUACAUAGAGCUACUCUAUAUCCAAACCUGCUGCAAGUAUUGUUAGAACAUGCAAAUAGUAAUGAUUUAAAACUCGUCCUGAACUUGAAAGAUAAAUUUGGCUCCACCGCGCUGCAUUGGGCAAUUUACUACUGUGAGGACGAUUGCGUUAACAUGCUUAUCAGAGACGGUGCUGAUAUAAAUAGUAUAGACGACGAAGGUCGUACGCCGGUACAGUUCGCUAUAUAUCUAAAAACAACAGAGGUUUUUAAAUCUCUUGGUAUUCUACAUUGUAAAGAGACAUACCCUUUGCCAUAUAUAUUACCAGAACAUAUGAAGCCUAACAUUCAAAAGUUAGAUAAAACAGGUGAUGAUUUGGGUAAAGAAUAUGUAAUUUAUAGAAGGGUUUUGCCAGAUGAUCAGUUAGAAGACAAAACAAACAAAGAAGAAGUUGGAGCACUUCAUUGUGAUCCUAUUAAAGCAGUAACUGAUGAAAAUUGUACAACUCGUAUGACAAAUGACGGAUCCAUAUCAGAUGAAACUGUUUCAAAUGAUUUUUCAACCAUGUCUGAAGAAUCAGAAGAUGAAUUUGGGCACUUUGCUACAAGUAAAUCUUUUCACACUAAGGCCGAUGAAACGGAAAGCUGUGUCGGAAUUGACCACAUGUGGUGCAAUUUUCCUAUUCUUAAAACGCUUUGGUGCGAAGAGAAGCACAUACAUAUGGAUGACUGGAAAGAACACAUAGAGAAACAUAGACGAUCUCUCGCUUCUUAUAUGAAGCUUAUAUGUGACUCAAAUGAAAUGGGGUUAUAUCAAGAAACAAAGGAAAAUACUCUGAUUGAACAGCAUGUCCAUCGUGUGAUGGAUUUCUUAGCCAGUGGGGUAAAAACAAGAAAUCCUGCUCUUCAAUUUAACUUGAACUUAGCAGGAAGCUGGAGUGAAGGAACCAAAGUAGUUUUCCCCGAGGAGUUUGAUUAUAAACUGAUUUUAGAGAACUUUGGUCAAAUAUUUGAACCUUUAGAGACUGAAGAACCAGGACUUCAAGGCUUCGUGAAGUUUGUUUUAAAGAAGGAAGUUUGUGCCGCAGAGUUUUCAACUUAUUUGAAUGCAAAUGGUUUUUUGGAUGGUAGAAAAGUAGUACGUGCUCUCUAUGUAGCUUUAAAUUCAAUAUUGAUCGACUUACCAGUCGACAUUCUUGAGCAUUUGUAUCCGGUAAAGUAUCUGGAUACCGAAAUGGGGUCUGUUGACCACAUUUCAUUCCGAUGGGUUGGUUGGUCAUAUAAAAACAUGUUAAUAGACAUUGACAUUGUUCCCUCCAUUGUUCCUUCGUGUUGGGUUCCGAGGUGUUUCAUACAUACAAGAAAAUUGCUUCAAAAAGGCCCUGAAGUUCCCUUCCCGGUUGUGAUUAAAACACCAAACUCAAGAUACACAAAGAAUUGGAAUACAUAUUUUCGGAUAUCAAUGGCACAUAGGGAAGUAGCGUUAUUUAAAUCUUUAGCUACUGAAGUUUUAAAGGGUUACAAACUUGUUAAAUCUCUUCUCCGCACUCUAUAUUUUUCACAAGUCUAUAUUGCUGAAGAUGAUCACUACAGACAAAAGUGCCUGACGUCAUAUCUAUUAAAGACAUCUUUCUUGCACGAACUAGAGAAAAGAAAUUCGGAAACGGAUGAUAUCGAUAAAAGCGAUACUAAAACGGUCAUUGCAAUCAAAAUGGCUCUGUCUAUAGUACGUCGUCUAGAAGAAGCUAUAGCGGAAAAAUAUCUUGAGCCAUACUUUUUGUCCGGAGUUAAUACACUUGUGAAUGAAAGUCUGUUUAGGUUUAAUGACGACUUUUUAAGAAAAACUUACAAAAUGGAAGAGGAAAUAGAUAAAGUAUAUUUUGCGCUUCUACAUUUAGACAAGCAGAAUGUUUUAGAAUUUCUGGAUGGAGAUAUUGAUCCAAAUUAUUAUGUAUCAGACGGAACCGCUACUGGCAUAACGUGCUAUUUAUAUAAAGCUGUCACAAGAAAUGAGGUGGAGAUAGUUGAAAAACUGUUAACGAAAGGGGCUGAUCCAAACUUUGAAGAUGAUGAAGGGGAAACGCCAUUAUUUGCAGCUUUAGAAAAUGAUAUGGAUUCAAGUAUACAGAAGGUACUGUAUGCAUACGGAGCUAACAAAAAUCACAAAAACAAAGCAGGGAACACACCGCUUAUGUUCCUAGCUUUACGUGGUUCGGACCAUGGGUUUAAAUGUACCGAUGAAACAUUGUUUAAUCUGUUAUCAGGAUGUGUGGACUUCUCAGAAAUGAAUUCAAGAGAACAAUCUCUGAUCCAUUUGAUACCUUAUGUACACACAUGUGAACAAGUAAUAAAAGACGAGGAACAUAUCUGUAGGAAAUAUUUAAGGAUUCUUUUAUCUAAUGGUGUUUCAGUUAACAUGACAGACGGAUCUUCCCUAACACCUAUACAUUACGCUUGUAAAACAUGUUGCAUGGACGCAGUACGCUUUCUUUUCGAAAGUGGAGCUGAUCUUAAACUGAGAACUAGUACCGGACAAUCGGCUGUACAUUUGUUGGGAUGUAAUCCUGAUCGACCCGAUUUCCAAAAAAUACUUGAAUUUCUUCUGAACAAAGGAAGUUCAGUUUCUGACGUUGACAGCAAAGGAAGAAAUAUUUUACACUAUAUCACUGAAUCGAACAAGGCUAAUAGAAAAGCUAUUGAAUGUGUUAUUGCCCAUGGAUUAGAACCAAACCAAAAGGAUAACUUUGGUCUAUCGCCUUUACAUCUUUCUACAAUUCCUUCUCUUUUUACAUCACGUGACCAUAUUGAAGAUGAUGAAGAAAUGAAAUUUGAUGUUUCAGACAUUGUUAAAACACUGGUCGAUAAAGGUGCUGACGUUAAUGCAACAGACAAUAAUGGACUAACACCGCUUCAUUACAUACUUAGAUAUGAAAAGAAAGCCACAACAGUAAAAACACUUCUGUCAUGUGGUGCUGAUGUUACACUGCGCACAAAAACUGGAGAAACCGCUGUGCAUAGAGCUACUAUAUACCCAAACCUGCUGCAAGUAUUGUUAGAACAUAUAAACAGUAAUGAUUUAAAACUCGUUAUAAACUUGAAAGAUAAAUUUGGCUCCACCGCGCUACAUUGGGCAAUUUACUAUUUUGAUGUCGAUUGCGUUAACAUGCUUAUCAGAGACGGUGCUGAUAUAAAUAGUACAGACGAUGAAGGUCGUACGCCGACACAGUUCGCUAUAUAUCUGAAAAGAACAGAGGUAUUUAAAUCUCUUGGUAUUUUACAUUGUAAGGAGACAGACCCAUUGCCAUAUAUAUUACCGGAAAAUAUGAAUCCUAACAUCCAACAGUUAGAUAAAUCAGAUGAUGAUUUUGGUAAAGAAUAUGUAAUUUACAGAAGGGUAUUGCCUGGUGAUCAGUUAGAAGACAAAACAAACAAAGAAGAAGUUGGAGCACUUCAUUGUGAUUCUAUAAAAACAGUUACUGAUGAAAAUUGUACGACUCGUAUGACAACUGACGGAUCCAUAUCGAAUGAAACUGUUUCAAAUGAUUAUUCAACCAUGUCUGAAGAAUCAAAAAAUGAAUUAGGGCACUUUGCUACAAGUAAAUCUUUUGACACUAAGGCCGAUGAAACGGAAAGCUGUGUCGGAGUCGACCACAUGUGGUGCAAUUGUCCUAUUCUGAAAACACUUUGGUGCGAAGAGAAGCACAUAUAUAUGGAUGACUGGAAAGAACAUAUAGAGAAACAUAGACGAUCUCUCGCUUCUUAUAUGAAGCUUAUAUGUGACUCAAAUGAAAUGGGGUUAUAUCAAGAAACAAAGGAAAAUACUCUGAUUGAACAGCAUGUCCAUCGUGUGAUGGAUUUCUUAGCCAAUGAGGUAAAAACAAGAAAUCCUGCUCUUCAAUUUAACUUGAAAUUAGCAGGAAGUUGGAGUGAAGGAACCAAAGUAGUUUUCCCCGAGGAGUUUGAUUAUAAACUGAUUUUAGAGGACUUUGGUCAAAUAUUUGAACCUUUAGAGACUGAAGAACCAGGACUUCAAGGUUUUGUGAAGUUUGUUUUAAAGAAGGAAGUUUGUGCCACAGAGUUUUCAACUUAUUUGAAUGCAAAUGGUUUUCUGGAUGGUAGAAAAGUAGUACGUGCUCUCUAUGUAGCUUUAAAUUCCAUUUUGGUUGACUUACCAGCCGACAUCCUUGAGCAUUUGUAUCCGGUAAAGUAUCUGGAUACCGAAAAGGGAUCCGUUGAUCAUAUUUCAUUCCGAUGGGUUGGCUGGUCAUAUAAAAACAUGUUAAUAGACAUUGACAUUGUUCCAUCCAUCGUUCCUUCCGGUUGGAUUCCGAAGUGUUUCAUACACACACGAAAAUUGCUUCAAAAAGGCGCUGAAAUGCCCUUCCCGGUUGUGAUUAAGACACCCAAUUCAAGAUACACUAAGAACUGGAAUACAUACUUUCGGAUAUCAAUGGCAGACAGGGAAGUAGCGAUAUUUAAAUCUUUACCUACUGAAGUUUUGAAGGGUUACAUACUUGUUAAAUCCCUUCUCCGAACUCUAUAUUUUCCGCAAGUAUACGUUGGAGAGGAUGAUUACUACAGGGAACAGUGCUUGACGUCAUAUUUAUUAAAGACAUCAUUCUUGCAUGAAUUAGAAAAUCAAACUUUUGAAACGGAUUCAAUCCAUGGAAACGAUUCUAAAACGGUAACUGCAAUCAAGAUGGCUCUAUCUAUAGUACGUCGUCUAGAAGAAGCUAUAACGGAAAAAUAUCUAGAGCCUUACUUUUUGUCCGGAGUUAAUACACUUGUGAAUGCAAGUCUGUUUAGGUUCAAUGAUGAACAUUUUUAUGACUGUGAAGUAAAAUGUCUUGCAGCGUUGCUCAAACUUGGCUACACGAACAUAUUAAACGAGGAGAAACGAAGAUAUGCUCUGGAUUUGCUAAAAAAGAUUUGGUAACGAGCUUGGUAUCAAGCCGAUUUUGAAAUGAUGUGCUAAACGUAGCUCGAAUAAUGAGACCCGUAUUGAAAGUUUUAUCAAAUGGAAUUCCUUUUUAACCAGAUAAAGAUUGAAAGUAAAUACAGUUAUAAAAUGUCAAGACGCAAAACGAACAAUGCAAAUGAGGAUGUAAAUUAUACUAUACCACUUCAAAGCCUAGAUCCACUACUAAAUAAGUGUCCCAUAAAUCCAAUAAAUAACUCUCACCUGUUGCUUAUCAGCGUUUAUAGAAUAGAAAUCAGUUGGAGGACAAUUAGCACAGCAGGGGACCCCACUAGACCAUGUAGAUUAUGUGCAAUGGAGGUGAAAAUGAUUAAUUUUCUUUGAUUCAAUGCAUAUUACUAUUACUACUACGAAUAAUGAUUAACCUUAGGUAUUGUGAAAAUUCGAUAAUUUGGUACAAUUGACAAAUAAUAUCUAUCAUGAAAAAUGAUCAUAGCAGGAACAGUGAUGUUACCUUUACAUUUAUACAUAAUAAUUACAAAAAAUGUAAUGUUUUAUCAUAAACUGCAAUCACUGUUACUGGAGUAUAUCAUAAUGUGAAAAAUGAAAUUAUUGUGAUGCAUCUACUUGUAUAUUAAACUUUAUGUUGCGUAAAGUGUACCUUUUUUCAUGCUUUAUUUUACAAUAUUCAAAUUCGAAUGGGGAUUUAAAUCUUAGACAAGUGUUCUUGUCGGUAUAUUUUCAGCCUGAACAUUUGUCUUUAAAAUCCAAUUUGAAUUCGUACAUAGCUGAAGAAAUGUUCACGAUAUUAUGAUUUAAAUUCACUCGGAGAAUAAAGUUGACAAGAAUGAAAUACAAUUUCUAUAUCUCUAAGUUUAAAUUUGUUCACUUAAACCCGAUAGAAUUUGAGAAGUUAAAAACAUGCUUUUCUUCUUAAAACAUGGUUAUAUUCCUAAAUAAAUUUCUUAGUUUCCUUUUAUCAUGACUGAACAACAAAUAUUUUUCUGUAAAUAAAAAUGUACCAAAUAGGUAUA
Messenger RNA from Mercenaria mercenaria, 9905 nucleotides. RefSeq lists its product as uncharacterized. Gene Ontology annotation, molecular function: protein binding. NCBI's taxonomy places the organism in Eukaryota, Metazoa, Mollusca, Bivalvia, Venerida, Veneridae. The coding region runs from base 100 to 8889 and encodes 2929 amino acids. The transcript is spliced from 4 exons. The record is from RefSeq and is a predicted model, not a curated record.